Phyllotreta striolata is the source of this 648-nucleotide messenger RNA. The record is from the annotation of a GenBank genome assembly. Lineage: Eukaryota; Metazoa; Arthropoda; Insecta; Coleoptera; Chrysomelidae.
GAUUAGUUGACGUACGUCAGAAAAUUCCGCUUGAUUUCGACGGGAGCGCGUUCAAAUUUAUUGGGGAAUCAAAUUUUUAGUACAAUUAAAAAUAUGGCCCAAGCUUUCGUCACCAUUUAUAAGAAUGAUUAUCAAAAUAGACCGCAACCGGUCCAGCCCAUUAUUAAUCCGGAGAAAACUUAUCCAGAAUGUUACGGACGCGAAGAUUAUUGGUACAACAUGAAAACCAAAAGUGAUUACGACUAUGUGAAAAUGGAGCAAGCCGUACGUAAUCAAAAUAUAAAAAGAUAUUCCACAACAACAUAUAGGUAUGAUUAUUGCAGAGACUGGUCACCGCCUGUAAUUGGCGAAGACACGAAGAAAGAAUCAUUGGGCGCGUUUAAGUUACUGGACUCGUUUAGGCCAGUUUAUCAAAAAGAUAAAAGUAAAAUUAAGAUUAUGCGACCGCUGCAAACGUCUAGGGAUCUAUUGGGCUUUUUUCCUAAAGCUGAUAUGUACACUCCGAUGACAACGUUCCGAGAACACUACGGAAUGUUCGGAUUUAAGCGUUUGGAAGAAGCAGAUUUGCGAAAAAAAGCCAUCGAAGAAAAAAAAGCCAUGGAAGAAAAAAAAUCUUCGACAGUACAGCCAGAUUGCAAAUAAAUCAAU